AUGGAUAAGGCAGAGGGCGAUGCUGCUCUCAAGGCCCGCCAGCGCCAAGAAAGGUUUAAGGCUCUUCAGGCUCGCGCAAAAACGGCCGCAGAGCGCAAUCUGAAGGAAACCGCCGCCGAAACACAACGUCUAGCAACCGAUCCAGCAUUGCUUUCGUCGAUAUCGCGCAAGCACGCUUUCGCAUCGCACAACCUACUAAAAGCUGAUACAGAGGCCGCAGGGGAAGAUUUUGAACGUAAGCGUGCCUGGGACUGGACUAUUGACGAGUCGGAAAAAUGGGACAAGCGGAUGGGAAAGAAACAACGCCACCGAGACGACGUUGCCUUUCAAGACUACACGCAAGACGCGCGCAAGGUAUAUAAGAGACAGUUGCGUGAAUUGCAACCCGAUCUGGAGAGUUAUGAGCGGGGUAAGAUGGCGGCCAUUGAGAAAGCCGCAGCCAAUGGCGACCUGGAAAUUGUUGAAACCGCCGACGGCGAAAUGAUCGCUGUGGACAAGAACGGCACCUUCUAUUCCACCGCGGAUACCGUGGGAUUCACAGAAAAUAAGCCGGACCGGGCAGCUGUGGAUAAGCUGGUGUCUGACUUGAGAAAGGCUGAAGAGGUUCGCCUCAAGAAGCGGAGAGACCGCCGCGGAGACGAUGAUGGUGACGUCACUUACAUCAAUGAGAAGAACAAGCAAUUUAACCAGAAACUGGCUCGAUUCUAUAACAAGUAUACAACAGAAAUUCGGGAUAGCUUCGAACGUGGUACUAUGAUCUGA
Aspergillus saccharolyticus JOP 1030-1 is the source of this 762-nucleotide messenger RNA. RefSeq names its product pre-mRNA-splicing factor SYF2. The record is from RefSeq and is a predicted model, not a curated record. The transcript is spliced from 3 exons. Gene Ontology annotation, cellular component: Prp19 complex; post-mRNA release spliceosomal complex; catalytic step 2 spliceosome. The coding region runs from base 1 to 762 and encodes 253 amino acids. Lineage: Eukaryota; Fungi; Ascomycota; Eurotiomycetes; Eurotiales; Aspergillaceae.